Molecule: messenger RNA, 6185 nt
Organism: Tachysurus fulvidraco (yellow catfish)
Lineage: Eukaryota; Metazoa; Chordata; Actinopteri; Siluriformes; Bagridae
Gene: slc38a10
Product: solute carrier family 38 member 10
Exons: 19
Coding region: 675-3878 (1067 amino acids)
Biological process (GO): amino acid transmembrane transport
Molecular function (GO): amino acid transmembrane transporter activity
Source: RefSeq, a predicted model, not a curated record
CCUGAUGCUGUCGACUCACUUCCUGGUUACGCAUGGAGGAAACACUGUUAUUGGAUACGGAAUCGUGAAGUUUCUUACUAAAGUAUUUACCCCAGUUAUAACGUGUGCAUUAAUAACCAGGUUCGAUUUGAACCCGAGCACUUAUGCGGCUUGUUAUUACUAGACAAACUAGGAAAUGAAACGGUUUAACGAUACCGAUGGUAACAUAAGAAGUGAUGUCUGAUGGGAAGUGAGGACGUGAGCGCCACGUCACUGCAGGAAACCCCACUUACACACAGGGACCUGUCUGGAUUUACAUCAGAAUAAAAACAAAGGCUACAACUCUGUACCAGUGCUGAUUGUCUGUCCCAAAACACUCGAGUAUAAAGACUGUAUAAACCCUUGAAGGAAGCUAACAUGACGUCGUCUAAUUGGGGUUUAAUAACGAACGUGGUAAACAGCAUUGUAGGAGUCAGCGUGCUGACCAUGCCUUUCUGCUUCAAACAGUGUGGUAUAGUGCUAGGCACUCUGUUGCUUGUCUUCUGCUCAUGGAUGACCCAUCAGUCCUGCAUGUUUCUGGUCCAUGCAGCUAGCAACACUAAGCGCAGGACUUAUGCUGGACUGGCUUUUCAUGCGUUUGGUAAACCAGGAAAGGCACUUGUGGAGCUGAGUAUGAUAGGCCUAAUGCUUGGAACAUGCAUUGCAUUCUACGUGGUCAUUGCAGACCUUGGUUCAAACUUCUUUGCCCAACUUUUAGGCCUCCAGGUGACACGCAGUUUCCGUGUCCUGUUGCUCAUUGCUGUGUCACUCUUCAUCGUGCUACCUCUGAGUCUGCAGAGGAACAUGAUGUCAUCUAUCCAGUCGUUUUCAGCCAUGGCACUGAUGUUCUACACGCUCUUUAUGUUUACGAUAGUGUUGUCCUCUCUGCGUUACGGCAUUAUCAGUGGGUCAUGGGUGGACAGCGUGCAUCUGUGGCGCAUCAAGGGGGUCGUGCAAUGUCUGCCAAUUAUCGCCACUACCUUCUGCUGCCACCCAUCGUGCUGUCAUCCUUCAAACAUGGCCUCCUCAGUGGCCUGUGGCUCAGCAGGGUCAUUUACGUACGCUGGGACGGCGUCUUUCGCUGCAUCCCUAUCUGUGGCAUGGCAUUCGCCUGUCAGUCGCAGGUGUUGCCAACCUACGACAGCCUUGAUGAGCCUUCCGUCAAAAGAAUGAGCACCAUCUUCACAUCUUCUCUCAACGUUGUCACCACCUUUUACAUCACAGUGGGGUUCUUUGGCUAUGUAAGUUUUACAGACACCAUAGAGGGGAAUGUGCUGAUGAACUUUCCCUCUAACCUUGUGACGGAGAUGAUCCGAGUGGGCUUCAUGAUGUCGGUGGCCGUGGGAUUCCCCAUGAUGAUCCUGCCCUGCAGGCAGGCCAUCAACACCAUGCUAUUUGAGCAGCAGCAGAAGGAUGGCACGUUUGCUGCCGGUGGGUACAUGCCGCCGCUUCGCUUCAAGAGCAUUACCCUGUGUAUCGUCUUCGGCACUAUGCUGGGCGGUAUCCUCAUCCCUAAUGUGGAGACAAUCCUAGGUCUGACCGGAGCCACUAUGGGCAGCUUGAUCUGCUUCAUUUGCCCUGCUCUCAUAUACAGAAAGAUCAUGAAGAAUGGCCUUGCUGCUCAGCUGGUUCUGUUGGUUGGGCUUGGGAUUCUACUCUUAAGCACCUUCACCACUUUGUCCAACUCCAGUGAGCCAGAUAAAGUACAGCCUCCCGCUAUCGUCCCUGAUACUAAUGACAAACCGCCCGUUGUCGCUGUGCCAGAGCUGCCCAAACAUCCUGCUGAUCAAACCCCUGUAGCACCAGAUGUAGCAGGAAAACCAGACAAACCUAAUCUGGCUGUGGACCAGAUCCCUCCCGCAGAGGAGGUAAAGCGCACAGAGGAAAAGGAGCCACGGAUAAACGUACCUAUGGAAGUGCCUGAGAGGAAGAACGAGGAGGUUCAACUGGACCGUCCUGGACAAGAAGUUGCAGUGCCUGAUGGUGAGGCUCACCGCCAUGAACCACCCAACCCUCAUGACGAGGUUCACAUAGAGAAGCGCAAGAACCAGCAGGAGCUCAAUGAAGAAAACAAUCAAGUUCCUGCAAAGGUGGAGGAAGAGAUGGCAGAACAGGGGGCAGGCCAGCAGCAGGAGCUGGCAGAAGAUAGAGGGAAGAAUGAGGUGGUGCAGAAAAAGCAAGAUGCUGCAAAGGUCCAUGUGGCCCAGGACCUGUCAAAUGAGAUCCAUGAGAAGGUAGAAGAACAGAAGCAGCCAGAGGUAGUGAAGGAGCAGGAAGCUGAGAACAGACUGCAAGGUGUUAAGAAAUCAGAGGACAACGAUAAACAAUUCGCAGACUCCCAGCCUCUUAAACACCCUGACCCAGCAGGCCAUUUGGCUGAGGUGAACGGUGUGGCUGCCAGUCAAGAGCAUAAAGAAGAGAAAAAAACGGAUGGGAAGGACACCAAGGAAGGAGAUGGAGACAAGAUGGAAGUGAUUAAAAAGAUUGUCGCAGAGGGAGCGUUGGACCAUGCUGUGCUACUGCAGGUAAUCAAAGAGCAGCAAGAGCAGCAGAAGAGGCUGCUAGACCAACAGGAGAAACUCCUGGCUGUAAUUGAGGAGCAGCACAAAGAGAUCCAUCAGAAAAAGGAUGAAGAGGAGGAACCCAAAGCUGCAGGUGAUGCUGCAGCUGAUGCAGGUGAAAUAGUUCAGCAGAAGCAGAACGACAAAGCGGAUGGAGACGGACAGGUGAAAGCCGCAGAACAGUUCUCAGACAACCACCAGGAACCUGAGAAUGCAGCUCCUGUAGCUGAGGCCCAAAUGCAACCAGCGAAAGACCCGAUUAUAAAAAGCGAUUUGGAAGAAGCAGCAGAGAGCAAAAAGAAUGCUGCGCCUCUUAACCCAGCACAAGACGAAGUCAAACAGGAGAAACAGCCUCCGCAGGUUGCAGUGCAUGGAGAUGGUAACAACCAGAAAGAACUUGGGGCACGAGGGGUGCCAUUGCGCCAGCAUCAGCUUGACCCUCCUAAACAUAAGCUGGACGAGCUUCAAUCAGAUGAUAUCGCCAAGGAGGAAGAGCGAGUAAGACAAAGGUUAGCCCAGCUGGAAGCUGAGAAAGAACAUCUUGAAAAGGAGAGAUUGGAGAAGGAGAGGCUCGAGAAGGAAAGACUGGAGAAGGACAGGCUCGAGAAGGACAGGCUCGAGAAGGACAGGCUCGAGAAGGACAGGCUCGAGAAGGACAGGCUCGAGAAGGACAGGCUCGAGAAGGACAGGCUCGAGAAGGACAGGCUCGAGAAGGACAGGCUCGAGAAGGAGAGGCUCGAGAAGGAAAGAUUGGAGAAGGAGAGGCUCGAGAAGGAGAGGCUCGAGAAGGAAAGAUUGGAGAAGGAGAGGCUCGAGAAGGAGAGGCUCGAGAAAGAGAGGGUGGAAGCAGAGAGGUUGAAAAAUGAGAAGGCCAGGCUUGAUGAAGAAAUUGCAAAGCAGGCUGAGCAGGAGCAGAAGUUGAUGGAGCAGAGGGAAAAAUUGGUCCAGAUGCAGAACGUAAUCGACAGACGAAACAACGAUCAGAAUGACGUCAUCCAUAAAGAGAAGCAAGUUCCACAACCUGUGAAGAAAGGAGGUAGGGACUUAAAGGUGAAUUUGGGUACUCAAGAAGAGGGGCCUCAGAAAGAACACAAGAGUAGGGAGGAAGGAGAGAUGGACCUGAGGAGGCGACGCAGGGAUCUGGGGGCUGGUGAGAGACAAGUGCCUGGACUGGAACCACUGCUGGAGCUGGGCGGGUCAGACCUCCAUGUAGCACUCGAAGCUCAGCUGCUGGCUGGAGCUAUAGUUCAUUCCCGCCAGAUUAAACAGACUUCACAUGAGCAGAACAAAGAUGAGUAGUUUUCCAGAUUUCUAGCUUUCUUGGGACUCUGUGCUACAGAAAUCUGCCUUUCGUAACAGUGAUCUAAAAGAAAAUGGUUGGCUUUUAAUCUCUUAUCCAAAUCGACUUGUUAAAGAUUUCUGUAAACUAAGGAUUAAUGCCAAGGUGCAUCGGGAAGGUCAGUGUAAAGGUCACUGUUGAUUUGCAUCCAUGUACAUGGUCUUUAGAUCUUCUACAUUCAUCCUAAAGGUUGAAGUGGGUCCAUUAUAAAUCUCUUCAAAGCAGCAGGUCAAUUCUGAGCGAUUAAACUGCCCAAGUUUCCAUAAACAUCUUUAACAUCAUGAAAAUGAUAAUACUGUCUGAUCCUAUACUUUUAUGUGUAUGAGAGUUUACUCCCACUGAGUGUUUACUUCCACUUCUGGGUGUUUUUUCUAUAAAGUAAAGGCCAAAUGUUUUAGUGGAACAUGCACGCGCACACGCACACACGCACACACACGCACACGCACACACACGCACACGCACACACACGCACACACACCAGACCUGUUCUUUCUCUUCACAUUCAUUCCACUUCUGUGUAGUUUGGGUAGCAUUCAGUAAUAUCAGUCCACUUGAACUGUGUCCAGCAGUCCAUUAAUAUUGUGUUAUUUAUAUGAAGUCACGACACAAUCCAUUUCUGGUAUCGUGUCUGUAUUUGCAGGAUUCUAUUUGUUUGAGCUUACUUUAAAUAUCAGCUUUAAAAAAGGUAUUUAAACACAAAUGUGUGCACAAAGAAUUUGAAGAUGUACAACAUAAGGCCAAAAGUAGCUGGAGCCCUGACCAUCACACAUAUGUGGGCACAUAGUUCUAUAAAGUGUCCUUGUAUACUUAAGCAGUCUAAUUUGCCUUCACUGGAACUAAGAGGCCUGUACCUGUUCCAGCAUGACAAUGCUCCUGUGUAUAAAAUAAGGUCUAUGAAGAUACAGUGCCAAGAUUGGAGUGGAGGAAAUUACGUAAGUGGCCUGCAUGAGCCCUGAGUUCAACCCCACUGAACAUGUUUGGGAUGAACCAGAAUGACGACUGCACCCAGGCCAUGUUUGUCUAAAAUUAUCAUUGAUUUCACUCAUGUGUUUGUGGCUGAAUAGACAAAUGGGUUUAUAUGAAGAGUUGAAGUUGUUAUAACAGAAAAGGAGACUAGACAAGAACAAGAAAUGUGUUCAACCAGAAUGUAUGGGUAUGAUGGUCAGGUGUCCACAAACAUUUGGCUAGAUGACGUAGGUGAAUACUAGACUUAUCAUUUAUAAAACCCAGAUAAAGGACCAAACAUUGUUCAUGUUAAAGAACCCAAAUUGCCACCUUUUCUUUCUUGAUUACAUGAAAUGCUGUUAAACUUAGCUGGAGGUAAAGACUAAAGUUAUCCUGGCUCAUAAUGCUCCAUUCUGUGAUGAACGGUAAACGGUGACCAGAGCAUUUUCCUUAUAAUGAAUGUGUUGAUUUCUUUUAAAGGAGAACAGUCUUGGGGCUCAAGAUUUGAACAUGAAUAUUUGCAACUAUUGAGCACUUUGUUAAUGCUACAAUAAACCAAAAGAUUAUUGUCCAGGAAAGGGUUUCAUAGAAAUGUUUAUUUUUCUAGGCCUAUUAGAUUCUAAUUUAUUUUUCUCCUUUUUGGAGUGACUUUGUGUUUAAAAAAAAAAAAAGUUACAAGAGAAAACUGUCAGUAAUUAGUUCAAUUGUUGUUGGAUAUAUUUUUUUUCUAUGUAUAGAAAUACUAUAAAACAAAAUUUUGGACCAUUUUACAAAGCUUGAGUCAUGCCAGUGUAUAGAUUUAUCUGUGUGUGUUUCUCUUGUUCUACAUCCCUCACUCUUGCAUAGAAAUACUUAAUGUUUCUGUUUUCUUGUAGGAGACACGUUAAGAGUUUGCCGUUUUUGUUUCUUCAGUCUUUGCCUAUUUAGGUUUAUGGUUUGCUAAAUAUAAUAGUUGAUAUUGUGUUGUUCUGGCUUGCUUUCAGGGUUUAUUCUUUUAACAUAUCUCAUGUGUGUUUAUUGUUCAGGUGAGCUAAAGCUGGUUAAACUGUUGUCAAUUCUACAGCCUGUACAUUUACUGUACCAACCUGAACCUGGUGUUUCAGAGGUUUAAAGUUUUGAAAAUAUUCAAAUAAAUUGUGUUUUGCGGAGGAGGAUAUACAAAAGAAUGACCUACCAUCAUCUCUCAGGUGGUAAUUAAAUGAAAAUGCUUGUUAAUUUUGUUACAGCGAUGUAUUUUUCAGGUUUUAGUGCAGUUUAUUGGUUUGACAUUGGAAAACCACAACACCAGUUACAUUUUUUGCUUAUUAAACAAUGACCCAGUA